AGGUCAUUCGCGCAAUCUGACCAAUUUCGCUAAAAGCUCUUGCUCUCCUCCCCGUCUUACCACAGCGCCGCCCAGCUCUCUUCCCUUACCGGCAGGCGACAGCCCGGCCGGCCGGACCACUCCCCACAGGUCUGGCCCUCUGCCUGUAACCGCGCCCCUCACCAUUCACCGACUCCAUUGACUCCAUCGUGGUUCUGACAUUUACGUGACUGAAUUCAUCAGUGGCUGAUUUAGCAACACGGGUUUACUUAGGUAUGGCUGAAAUCGAAGAAUUGGAGGCUCAAAACCCAGAAAUUGAUUCAAUUAAGGCUGCAAAGAAAGCUGUGAAAGACGAGGAGAGAGAAAGGAAGAGAAGAGAGAAAAGGAGGAAGAUUUUGAUGAAGGAAUCUGAAAAGGCGGAUAAAAGGGGUGUGUGUUAUUUGAGCAGGAUCCCCCCUAAAAUGGACCCUUUGAAGCUCCGUCAAACUCUGUCUCCUUAUGGUGAAAUUCUGCGCAUUUAUUUGGCUCCUGAAGAUCCUGAAGCACAAACGCGACGUAAACGGUCUGGAGGAUUUCGGGGUCAAGAAUUUAAAGAAGGGUGGGUUGAGUUUGCUGACAAACGCAUUGCAAAAAGGGUUGCAAAUAUGUUAAAUGGUGAAGAGAUUGGAGGAAAAAAGAGAUCAAAGUUCUACUAUGAUAUUUGGAACAUCAAGUAUUUAAGCAAGUUUAAGUGGGAUGAUCUUACAGAAGAGACUACAAUCAAGAAUGCGACUCGAGAGCAGAGACUGCGAAUGGAGUUAUCUAGCGCAAAUAAAGAACGAGACUUUUAUCUUUCUAAAGUGGACCAGUCUCGUGCUUUCAGUGAGAUAGAGAAACGUAUGGCCAAGAAACGAAAACUCGAAAAUGGUGUGGAUUCAGAAGGCCCAAAUGAGCAGCAAAAACCCAAAGUAAUACGCCCGUUCUCCCAGAAGAAACCUAUUGCAGAGAAAGCUGAAAAAGACAAGCCUAAGCUCUCUAAAGCUGUACUGGCUGAGAUCUUCAACAGCGGCAAUGGUGAAGCCUGAGCAUACUAACAGCCUCCAGGGAUGCAAGGUCAUGUCUUCCUUGAUUAAGAUCGAAUGUUUACAUGUAAAAAUGUGGUCGGUCGUACCUACUGGAUUUUCUUUGUGUAUGAGAGGGUACACAUGGAAGGAGGAAGAGUGAAUCCUCAAAAAAUUUCAGGUUCAAAAUUUUGAGUAGUGUAGUUUCUCUUUCUAGUCAGUUUAUUUCUUUUUACUUGUCGUUUUAACAGAGAAUAUAAGUUUUUCCAUUUGUAUUUCUAACAACAAUACAGAGAAUAUAAGUUCUGUAUCUAGGUUUAACUCAAGUUGUGACUGUUGGUAUUUAUAAUGCAAUACGGAUCCCUCAGUCCAGUUGUGAA
Molecule: messenger RNA, 1399 nt
Organism: Spinacia oleracea (spinach)
Lineage: Eukaryota; Viridiplantae; Streptophyta; Magnoliopsida; Caryophyllales; Amaranthaceae
Product: pre-rRNA-processing protein ESF2
Exons: 8
Coding region: 255-1043 (262 amino acids)
Biological process (GO): endonucleolytic cleavage in 5'-ETS of tricistronic rRNA transcript (SSU-rRNA, 5.8S rRNA, LSU-rRNA); small-subunit processome assembly; endonucleolytic cleavage to generate mature 5'-end of SSU-rRNA from (SSU-rRNA, 5.8S rRNA, LSU-rRNA)
Cellular component (GO): nucleolus
Molecular function (GO): RNA binding
Source: RefSeq, a predicted model, not a curated record